GACCGCAAGAUGUUUGUGGAGGGACCGCUGGACCUGAUCCUCGCCUGGCUCCGACUGCUCUUGAAGGUACUCACACAAGACCGCCAGAAAAUUCGGCAAGAUAUCUCUGUUCUGACCAGUCUGCUGUGGUCGCUGGCGCACAACGUGCUCUUCGAACCCGACGGUUCAGCGCCGGUGCUGCAAGAAACGCCAGAUCAUCUUUUUGUGCAGGGUUAUCCUUUCCACAGUGUUCUGGAGAACAUCGAGCAGUGCGCAAGAGAGAGACAUGACAUGUGGCGAAUGACGCAGCAAGUGUCGGAAGGCCUCCUCCAGGUUGCAAGACACAAGGCGAUAUUGGAACCCGGCAAGAGCUUGGAGCAGCUGUGGCGAACCGUGGAGUCAGCCAGCCAGGACGUUCUCGCA
Symbiodinium sp. CCMP2592 is the source of this 402-nucleotide messenger RNA. The record is from the annotation of a GenBank genome assembly. NCBI's taxonomy places the organism in Eukaryota, Dinophyceae, Suessiales, Symbiodiniaceae.